AUGACAGUGUCACAAUAUACCAAGAAGUAUGAGGAGUUGUACAAGUAUGGGAAGAAGUAUGCUCCAGAUGAUGAGAGCAAAGCUGAGAAAUACCGAGAUGGUCUACUUCCGAGCAUUUGCAGAAUGGUGAUUGCUUCUAGGGUGCGAACUUAUGAUGAGACGGUGGAUAUGGCACUAGAGUUAGAGCGAGAAGAGCGCAACUUCCGCCAAUAUUGGGAUGUGCAGAAGGGUCGCAAAGUUCAACAAUUAAUGGUAGUGGAGGAGGUUGAUCAAGGCAAAGGUUCGGGGCCAAGGGAUGGUAAGAUUGUGUGUUGCAAGUGCGGCAAGGAGGGCCAUAAGAAGAGUCAGUGCCCUAUUAUGGGAGUCAGGUGUUAUGGGUGUGGUAUGGUUGGUCAUAGGAAAUAUGAGUACCCACAAGGUGGUAGAGCUUCAGAGCAGUCACAGGCACCAGGUUUGCCACCACCAGCUCCUACUCCAGCUCUUCCUUCUACUGUUCCGUCAAGAGGAAGGGGGCGGGGUGGGGCUAAGCAGCAGACAGCAUUGACUCAUGGAAGAGCAUAUGCAUUAGGACACCAUGAAGCAUCUGAGCAUCCUAACUUCAUUGAAGUUAUUGAUUGUGUGUGCCGGUUUGGUAGUGUAGCUCUAAAGGCUGAUUUGUAUGUCUUAGACUUCAAGGAUUUUGAUGUAAUCUUUGGAGUAGAUUGGUUAACCAAGCAUCAUGCAUUGAUGGACUUUUGGGAAAGGAAAGUCACUCUUAAUGUACCAGAAGGAGGGGUGAUACAGUUACACGGGUCGAAGGGUGUUCCAUGUCCUCACUUCAUGGACAAUCCUUUAUAUCAAAAUUGUAGGAUCACGAGUUUGAUUACGUCGGCACCUAGGAGUGAUGUAGCUACUCCGACCCGUGUGGUAGAGGAGUACAUGGAUGUAUUUCCAGAUGAAUUACCCGGAUUACCACCGAAGAGGGAGAUUGAUUUUACUAUUGAAUUGCAUCCAAAUGUUAAGCCAAUUUCGAUUCCACCAUAUCGAAUGGCUCCGGCCGAAUUGAAGGAGUUAAUGACUCAGUUGGAAGAGUUGCAAUACUUGGGGUUUAUUAGACCAAGUGUGCCUCCAUGGGGAGCACCAGUAUUGUUUGUAAAGAAGAAAUAUGGCUCGUUGAGGAUGUGUAUAGAUUAUCGGCAAUUGAAUAAGGUUAUGAAGAGCAUGAGGAACACUUGA
Tripterygium wilfordii is the source of this 1215-nucleotide messenger RNA. RefSeq lists its product as uncharacterized. Lineage: Eukaryota; Viridiplantae; Streptophyta; Magnoliopsida; Celastrales; Celastraceae. The transcript has 4 exons. Gene Ontology annotation, molecular function: nucleic acid binding; zinc ion binding. The record is from RefSeq and is a predicted model, not a curated record. Bases 1 to 1215 code for a protein of 404 amino acids.